AUAACAUUGUCCCAUCUGUGUUCAAUAACAUUGUUACUUGUUAAUUGUGUCUGAAUUGUUCUCUCGUUCAUCGAACAAAGAAUCGCGAUAAGGAUGCGUGUUAUCCGUCAGCUGGGACAACUCUGAAUUUCAAAGAGAUAUCGUUGAAAAAAAGCGGAGAAUAGGUCAAGCUUGAAUUUUUAACGAUCCACGGUCUUCGGCGUACGUAUAUAAGACGAAAGGAAAAUUCUACUGGGAAAUGUUGCUCGUGUUGUUUCGCGGUUAAACUAUAUUAACAACGAAUUCGUUAUGUCGCGUCUCACCGCAUGGAUUGCUGCUUUGUUCAUAUUGAUCGGAUCUGUUUGGUCACAGGAACAGAUUCUUGAAGAAGGAAUCGAGGAACCAAGAUUCGGCUUUGGUUUGCUCGAGCCGAUACGAAUAUAUUUUUGCAAGAAUUCUUGCGAGUCGACUGAAGGAAAGCCGUACAUACUGAAUCUUGCCUGUGCCGUAAAGUGUCCUGAAUUAUAUUUACCUCAUACAACAUCAAACCCAGCUACUUCAACAAUAAAAUCAUCGAGUUCACCAGCUGAAUCGAGUAUGCCAGCUAUGAGUAUGCCAGUUAUGAGUAUGCCAACUGCAACAAAUAGUAUGCCAACUGCAACAAAUAGUAUGCCAACUACAAUGCGUAUAUGAACAGAACCGAAUUUGUCAACUAAAUCGAAUAUGGUAGCUGUACCACGGAAUGCUUCGACAUUAAGUAAUAUCACUAAUGCUAAUGCUGACUCAACAUUACUUUUUCUUUAUGUACGAAUAAGAUUUUUUGAGAAUUUCAUUAUAUAUUUUCGUAGAAUAUAAUAUACUAACAACUAAUGUAUAUUUUCUAUUCAACUUUAGAUUAGUAUGACGUUAUGGAAAUUUCAUGGUUCGUUAUUAAUAACAAACUGCGUGUCGAAAUGAGAAAGACUUUCUUUCGGUCUUUUGCAUUGGACUAACGAGAAUGAAAUUUUUGCUAACACAAUGUUAAUUAUGGAAGUUAUUAAAUCCGUUUCUUUUGUAUGUAGAGAACGAGUUUUUCGAGAAUUUUUAAUACAUGGUUCUUUAGAGUGUAGCCCAAUAUUUUUAUAUAUAUAUAUAUAUUUUCUAUCUAUAUAGAUUGACAUGAUGUUAUGAACAAGUGAAAUUUUUACUUACACGAUUUGAUACAAUUUGUUGGCUUUUUAUAUUUCUAAAUAAAUUGUGCUUUCAUCAACGAGA
Molecule: messenger RNA, 1233 nt
Organism: Bombus huntii
Lineage: Eukaryota; Metazoa; Arthropoda; Insecta; Hymenoptera; Apidae
Exons: 2
Coding region: 289-672 (127 amino acids)
Source: RefSeq, a predicted model, not a curated record